Messenger RNA from Raphanus sativus (radish), 644 nucleotides. RefSeq lists its product as uncharacterized. Lineage: Eukaryota; Viridiplantae; Streptophyta; Magnoliopsida; Brassicales; Brassicaceae. The record is from RefSeq and is a predicted model, not a curated record. The transcript has 5 exons. The coding region runs from base 1 to 342 and encodes 113 amino acids.
AUGAUUGAUAAUCGCAGAGCGCUCGGAUCGGUUACGCGUAAAACGCAUUCAACUCUCUCUCUCUCUCUCUCUCUCGGUGGGUCGCGCCGACGGCGAAAGACCUCUCUCUCGAUAUCUCUCCUCGAAUCGAAAGAUUGUGUUUAUCUGUUCGAUCCUGACUCUGGGCGGCUCUCCUCGACGGAGACGGACAUCAACCUCGGCGGCUCUCCUCCAAUCGAAAGGAAUCCUAUGGAUCACAAUGCUCUUGAUUUGUGCUCUGUGUCUGAAGCUUCAAUGAUGAAGACAAUAAACCAAGUUCAUCGAACAAUGCAAUACAGGUGUAAGCGUGAAGGAGUGGAGUGAAAGAGUUGAAGUCUUGUGUCACAGAUCACUGCAAGCGUGAAGGAGUGGAGUGAAAGAGUUGAAGUCUUGUGUCACAGAUCACUGCAAGCGUGUGAAGGAGUGGAGUGAAAGAGUUGAAGUCUUGUGGUCUUGUCGUGGAGCAGAGCCUUGUAGUCUUGUGGUCUUGUGGUCUGAGUCUUGUAGUCUUGUAAUGUUGGAGUCUUGUGUCACACGGUCUUGUAAUCCUGUAGUCUUGUAAUGUUAAGAAUCCUAAAUUAAGAUACUAGCAUUGGAGCAUUAAAAAGAUGGUGUCUUUUAACUAA